Messenger RNA from Drosophila willistoni, 3128 nucleotides. RefSeq names its product venom dipeptidyl peptidase 4 (gene ome). The coding region runs from base 43 to 3048 and encodes 1001 amino acids. Gene Ontology annotation, molecular function: serine-type peptidase activity; dipeptidyl-peptidase activity. Gene Ontology annotation, biological process: proteolysis. The record is from RefSeq and is a predicted model, not a curated record. The transcript is spliced from 10 exons. Lineage: Eukaryota; Metazoa; Arthropoda; Insecta; Diptera; Drosophilidae.
UCUUAAAGUGAUACAAUAAAUUGUUAAUUAAAUAUUAAUACAAUGUCUGGCAACGAUGUUUCGGUGACUGAAACAGCACAAAGCGAUCAGUAUCCUAUGCCAACCAUUGCCACCGCCACUGCUGCUGCACAUCAUGAAUAUUAUCGUUACCGUAAGCAACAGCAGCAGCAGCAACAAAGCUGUUUGCGAGAGCCAAGACAAUUGCAACAGGAACAUCAACUGGCCAACAGAUCCGGCGAAUUUGAUGAGUUGCAUCAUUGGCCAAGCACUCAACAUGGAAGUUCAACAGGAGGUGAGGGAGGCGUUGGCUCAAGUGGUAGUGGGGGAGGAGGGAAAAUCUAUAUAACACCCGCAGAUAUCCCGCCGCCUCCGCAUCCCCCGAACACGCCACAUUUGCAACACAAUGGCAACAGGAGCAGGCAUCCACAUCCACAUAUCCAGCAUCAUCGCACACCACCGCAUCGCUGUAAAUGUGAUCAUCCUAUUGAGCUGUUGGGCUAUGAAGGCGCUGCCAUUCUUCGCCAUCAACAUCCACCCUAUUACUUUAAAGCAUCCGCCACUUCAUCAUCGCGGCAUCCCAGUACCAAACUUCCUGAAGCUAUUAUGGGAGGCGGCUGCCUGGACAAUGAGGACUUGACCAGUGCGGGUAGCUUUGGCGAUGGCAUGUCAAGAUUUAAGAAUUUGGUCCACUCCAAUGAGAAGAAGCGCCGUAUGCGCAUUAUCAUAAGUGUUAUAGCGGCUGUUCUAGUUGUAGCUAUCAUAGCCACGACCCUGGUACUCACGCUUGGUUCCGAUAAUGCUGACGACAAUGGGAACAACAAUGGAUCAAACGAUAAUGCCAUCGAUUUGGAGGAUGUGCUAACUAACCAAUUUUAUGCUAAGCGCUUUAAUGGAAGCUGGAGUAAUGGCGAUAAUGUGAUAUACAAGGAAAAUGGGUCAAUAAUGGAGUAUGAUGUCAGGACAAAAUUGCGUAAAAUUUUGCUGGAAGACGCCGCUCAAUAUGUGCUUUAUGAGAAAUCUGCCGAUGGUCAAUUUUUACUUUUGGCCAAAAACUAUAAGAAAAAUUUUAGAUACAGUUUCCUUGCCGAAUAUGAUAUUUGUAAUAUCAGCUCAAAGGCUAUAUCUUCAUUAAAUAUUCAAGAUGAGCAACGGUAUUUAAGUAUGGUUCAAUGGUCUCCUGUGGGCAAUGCACUGGUCAUCAAUUAUGAUCGCAAUUUAUAUUACAAGCAGAAUGCUCUGGACACAGAAAUUGCCCUUACCAAUGAUUCAGAAGGGGCCAUACUUAAUGGUAUACCCGAUUGGGUGUACGAAGAGGAGGUUUUUAGUUCCAAUGUAGCCACGUGGUUCAACCCUUCGGGCACUCAACUAGCUUUCAUUCGAUUUGAUGAUUCCUCUACACACCUAAUAAACUUUCCCUACUACGGCGAUGCUGGCGAUUUGCGCUAUCAAUAUCCCCUGCAUCAAGUGAUUGCCUACCCUAAGGCAGGGUCCUCAAAUCCUGGUGUUCAGCUCGUUAUGGUCAAUCUAACACGUGCUGUCGCUGGCAAUGAACUGCCAACGAUAAUGCCAGUGCCUUCGGCUCUAAAUACAGUUACCGAUUAUAUAGUCACAGUGGUUAAUUGGGUGGAUGAUGCUCAUGUGCUCUCUGUUUGGAUGAAUCGUAUACAAAAUGCGGCAUACAUUGUAACAUUUGAUGGACUUACUCGAAAGGAGAUCUACAGCACCGAGUCAAAAACCGGUUGGGUGGAUCUAUACACUGCCCCUUUCAAGAACCGCAAUGCUACCCGUUUGGCCUUUGUCCUACCUCACAAUAAUUACAAACACCUCCAGUUACUUAAUGCCAAUGUUAGCAGUGCUGAACUUCAGCAAUUGGAACCUCUUACAGAUGGAAAAUAUGUGGUAGACAGUAUACUCUAUUGGGAUGGCGCAACCGACAUAAUCUUCUAUACAGCAAACACUGAAGAGCAUCCCGAACAAUUGCAUCUCUAUGCAAUUGAAGUAACAAGCAGUACAAGAAAGCAAGCCCCUAAGUGUUUGACCUGCAAACUAAUACACUCGGGUGACGUGGAACAAUCCUAUUACUCAGCUAUAUUCAAUGACAAUAAUGAAAUAGUAAUUACAUCAUUGGGGCCCGGAAUACCCACAACAGCUAUUUAUGAAUGGAAACUAUCAGACGCCGGAGUUGUUUUGAGCAAACUUCUCGAUUGGGAAACUAAUGAGGUUCUGCGCUCCAAGCUUCAAGGCGUGGCUUUGCCCACACAUGAGGUUCUAACAUUUAACAUAGACAAUGGGUUUCAGGCGAAAGUCUUACUUCAGCUGCCCCCCAACAUCGAUAAGAGCGGUAACACUAAAUAUCCCCUGUUGGUUGAUGUUUACGGAGGACCCGAUUCUUAUUCCGUUACCAACAAAUGGAUUCUUGACUGGGGCACCUAUUUAAGCUCCAACCAGUCGGUGAUUUACGCUAAGAUCGAUGGACGCGGUUCAGGUCUGCGAGGUGAAAAUCUAUUACAUGCCAUAUAUUUACAGUUAGGCACAGUUGAGAUCAGUGAUCAGAUUAGUGUGACCCAAAAUAUAACUAACCUUAAUUAUGUUGACGAAAAACAUGUCGGAAUUUGGGGAUGGUCUUAUGGUGGAUACGCCGCUGCCAUGGCUUUAACCAACGAUAACUACGAGGUGUUCAAGUGUGCUGCCUCUAUUGCUCCCGUCACAGAUUGGGCUUACUAUGAUUCCAUAUAUACCGAGCGUUAUAUGGGACUACCCACCAUCAACGAGAUUGGCUAUGCUAAUUCCAGAUUGAGCACACGUGCUCAAAAGCUGCGUGGCAAAAAAUUCCUGCUAGUCCAUGGAACCUUAGACGAUAAUGUACAUUACCAACAGGCAAUGAUUUUGGCUAAGAAUCUGGAACGUCAUGAUAUUCUAUUUAAACAAAUUAGCUAUGCCGACGAAGACCACGGAUUGGCCAAUGUACGUCCGCAUUUAUAUCACUCGCUGGAUCGUUUCUUUGGAGAAUGUUUUGCUAGCAAUCGCCUAAUGAAGAGUGCCAAAUAAGCGGAAACAGUUAUUCAAAGUUAUACCAAUAAAAGUAGUUUAAAAAGAAAACAAAACAUGUAUACAUACAUAUACAUAUA